CUUCAAGAGCCUGCAAAUCCCUCUUUCCUCCUUACUUUCACUUUUCCGAUCUUUCGAUUUGUAGAAAUGGCAAACAACGCUUCUGCGCCCGCCGGCAAGGAGGGCAUCGCUGCUCUCCCCCACACUGAGGCCCACUACUUCAACAGCUACAACCACCAUGGCAUCCACGAGGAAAUGCUGAAGGAUGAAGUACGCACAAGAAGCUACCGCGACUCGAUUUACCAGAACCCCCACCUCUUCAAGGAUAAGGUUGUCCUCGAUGUCGGCUGCGGCACCGGUAUCCUCUCCAUGUUCGCCGCUAAGGCCGGCGCAAAGCAUGUUAUUGGUGUCGACAUGUCGACUAUCAUUGGCAAGGCCAAGGAGAUUGUCGCUGCAAACGGUCUCUCCGACAAGAUCACCCUGCUCCAGGGUAAGAUGGAGGAGGUCGUUCUUCCCUUCGACAAGGUCGAUAUCAUAAUAUCGGAGUGGAUGGGCUACUUCUUGCUCUACGAAUCCAUGCUGGACACUGUCCUGUACGCUAGGGACAAGUACCUGGUCAAGGACGGCCUUAUCUUCCCUGACAAGGCCACUAUCUACGUCGCCGGUAUCGAAGACGGAGACUACAAGGAGGAGAAAAUUGGCUUCUGGGACAACGUCUGGGGCUUCGACUACACCCCUCUCAAGCACACCGCCCUGACUGAGCCCCUCGUCGACACUGUCGACAUCAAGGCCGUCGUCACCGACCCCUCCGCCGUCAUCACCCUCGAUCUCUACACGUGCACUGUCGACGACCUCGCUUUCAGGUUACCCUAUGAGCUCAAGGUCCGCCGAAGUGACUUCGUCCACGCCCUGAUCGCGUGGUUCGACAUCGAGUUCGCCUGCUGCCACAAGCCCAUCAAGUUCUCCACUGGCCCUCACACAAAGUACACCCACUGGAAGCAGACGGUCUUCUACCUGAAGGACGUCCUGACUGUCGAGGAGGGCGAGACCAUCACCGGUAUCCUGGAGAACAAGCCCAGCGAGCACAACCACCGUGAUCUCGACAUCACCAUCGACUACAAGCUGAAUGCGAACGACAUGCACAGGCAAGCUGAGGGCACCGGCACAUACAAGAUGUGCUAAGCACGAUGGGCUGUUGUGCUAAGUAAGGCGUUAUGCUGCUCCACGCGACUGCGACGAGGCAUGAAGCACGUGGCAUGUGCAUUUGAAGGACCCUUAUAUAGAACCUUGAUAAGAGGUCUGGCGUUGAAUGGGGUUAUUGAAUUCGGGCAAAAAUACCUAGGGUAGCAUCACCAUGAUUUACGAAGAAGGGACCAAAUUUACGAUUGGGAAUUCCUCCCCUACAAGACAUCAAGCUGGUUCGUUCAGAUGACACGUGAAAAUGCCUUUGGAACGGGUCUUUCCUUCCCAAAACGCCGUGUAAAUGCUUUAACAAAUCGAGUGUCGCCAGUCCGGGUCGCGUGCGCGCUC
Didymella exigua CBS 183.55 is the source of this 1449-nucleotide messenger RNA. Its product is annotated as S-adenosyl-L-methionine-dependent methyltransferase. Gene Ontology annotation, cellular component: nucleus. Gene Ontology annotation, molecular function: protein-arginine N-methyltransferase activity. Lineage: Eukaryota; Fungi; Ascomycota; Dothideomycetes; Pleosporales; Didymellaceae. Bases 67 to 1101 code for a protein of 344 amino acids. Gene Ontology annotation, biological process: peptidyl-arginine methylation. The transcript has 6 exons. The record is from RefSeq and is a predicted model, not a curated record.